Messenger RNA from Clunio marinus, 391 nucleotides. The record is from the annotation of a GenBank genome assembly. Lineage: Eukaryota; Metazoa; Arthropoda; Insecta; Diptera; Chironomidae.
AAACACUGUUUCUAGAAAAAAAUCAUAAACAAAUUUCUGAAAUUACUUUAAAUUAUUUUACCUUAAACCUGAUUGACAAAAAUAAUUCUAAAGAUUAUAAAGGCAAAAUGAUCAUACCAGUUCGUUGUUUCACAUGUGGAAAAGUGAUUGGAAAUAAAUGGGAAGCUUAUCUAGGAUUACUUCAAGCCGAAUAUACUGAAGGAGAUGCUCUCGAUGCUCUUGGCUUAAAGCGAUAUUGCUGUCGCCGAAUGCUUCUUGGACAUGUGGAUCUUAUCGAAAAACUUCUCAACUACGCUCCUCUCGAACGAUAAGAGAAUUCCUUAAUUCUGUAACAUAAAUUUCUAUUAAUUAAUCAUAAAUAAAAAACCUUGAGAAUUAUUUUUAAGAAAUU